AACUCCGAGUUAUUCGAGUUCAUGUACGCUAAAACCCGCCAUCCAUGACGACUGUCGUACGGACCCGUCAGCCGCUACAAAUCCUGAGCAUGAGCAGCAACCAGAGGCGCAGCAAACGCCUUGCGGGUAAGCUGCAAUCCAUCCUUCAAUUCAAUGCCAUGAUGCGCUUGUUCGGCCCUCGGGGCGAUCCAGACAUGAAAGCUGACAUGAUCCCGAAACGUAACGCAGCCGAGGCAGUAUAUGACGAGCAAGAUGGCGACUUCCUCUUCACGCGCGGCUCAAAGAGAGCCAGAACCACAUCGAUAGCUCCAGCGUCCACAUUAGAGGAGCCCGAGAACGAAGCAAUGCCGAUAUCGGUGCCCGCGAAGAAGCCUGUCGGGAGACCACCAAAGAACAGCGCAAGGAAGCGCGCAUCAUCCCCUGUGCAAGAACCACCUUCGCCACCACCAGCUGCACAGCAGCAGCAGAUCUCCGGACCGAUACCGAGGAGGACGUCGAAACGAAAAUCAAAUGGUGCUACUGCUGCUGCUCCGCCCGCACCCGCGCCUUCAGCAGCGAUACCAGCCGGGAAUGAGGAGGAUGCUGCCCCCAAAUCGAGGGGUCGGAGGAAAGGCCGUCCACCAAAACAACAGAAGGAUGACGAGGCACCACGACCAGUAAACGGCAUGCGCGCGGUACCAGAAGAAAACGAGGAGGACGAUGACGGGCCGAAUCUCGUUGGUGGGACGCCAAUGGACAUCGACGACACGAGGGAUGUGAGGACUACAAACCGAAAAGGAGCAGGGAGAGGAAGCUCCUCAGAGCCACAGCAGAUCGUACUACCACUCAGCGACACGCCAAUUAUCAACCGGAACAAAGAAAUGCGGAAGAAGGGCGGUGCAAGCGGCAGUCGGCGAAGCAGUCUAGGAAUGAGGGGGCGACGAGCCAGUUCCUUGAUCGAGAACGGGCAUAGUGCCAUACCGCAUCGCGAGGUCGACCCGUCCGAGUUCUACAAGCAUAUCGAAGCCGAGGGGCUGAGCGAGCCAAGGCGGAUGAGGCAGCUUUUGACGUGGUGCGGCGAACGGGCUCUUAGUGAGAAACCACCGCAUGGUAGUCAUGGUUCUAGUGCAAUUCUUGGAGCGCGCGCGAUACAAGACCAAUUGCUCAAGGACUUUGGAGCGAGGUCAGAAUUCUCGGAUUGGUUUGCCAGAGAGGAAGCACCGAAGCCGCCAGUGGUGCUACAACCAAAUCCUCGAAAUCUCGAGCACGACGCCAAGAUUGCCGAACUCGAAGCGAAGAUUAAGAGGCUAAAAGAAGAGAAAAAAGCCUGGCAAGCCCUCGCCAAACCCCUCCCAGACCUCGAACCACUAUACCCCGACCCCGACCCAACCAAAGCACCACUACCGGAACCGUCACUCCUCGACGCCGAAGAAGCCAAAAUCCUCGCCUCCCUGACCGAAUCCGACACGGCUUUCAGUUCCUUCCGGCGCCGGACGCGAUCGCGCCUGCAGAACGUGCAGUCCUCACUCGAGUUCAAGAUCGACCACCUGGCCGACAGCGUGCACAAGCUCGACAUGCGGGUAUCGACGGCGGGCCGUGAAGCGGAUCGGGUGCUCGCGCUGAGCGCGGCGCGGCUGAAGGAGCGCGAGGAGAGGGAGAAGGGAAGGAUGGGAACGAGGGAUUUGCCGACUAUUGAGGUGUUGAGGAGUUUGGGGAGGAUAUUGCCUGCUGAGGGGGGCUGAGCUGAAGGGGCUGGGUAGAGCAGUGGAAUCAAGACGGGAGUUCCCAUGUUUUGCCGAUACCCUUCCCAUUACUAUGUGUUCUUCUUAAAUGACCUGACUGAUGGUUUCCAUGAUGGGAGCCUGGGGCAAGACCGGGAACGGGCGACAAGGGCGUGAGUAAUUUGGUUUUGAAAGCAUAUGCGAAGGCGUUCAAGUACGUAUAGUGUACCAUGGGCUGCGGUUUAAGCAUUUAGGUCGGGAGGGGGAGGGAGCAUCAAAUUGAAAGCGUCCUCAGGCGCGUGGUUCGAGGCAACUUGCGGCAUUCACUGGUCGUGGCGUGGGACUC
This is a messenger RNA of Neurospora tetraspora, 2046 nucleotides long. RefSeq names its product Mis12-Mtw1 protein family-domain-containing protein. Gene Ontology annotation, biological process: mitotic sister chromatid segregation; cell division. The transcript is spliced from 3 exons. Gene Ontology annotation, cellular component: MIS12/MIND type complex. The record is from RefSeq and is a predicted model, not a curated record. Lineage: Eukaryota; Fungi; Ascomycota; Sordariomycetes; Sordariales; Sordariaceae. The coding region runs from base 45 to 1721 and encodes 558 amino acids.